AUGAUAUCUAACCCAUCCAAUUUCAAUCCAUGCUCAGAUAACGCAUUCAAAACAAGAGAUGAUGUUAUGCGCUCAUUUACUGAAUCAUUUGAACCAUUACUUCCUGCAUUUUCCGAUGGGGGUGCAAGAGUAAGCUUAGAAGAAAGUGGUGCUCAUUUUCCAAUGGCGGCUGCCCACUUUGAAGGUUUUGCUAGGGCUUUAUGGGGAAUAGUGCCAUAUGUUGUUGGUGGUGGUGACUUUAAACACUGGGAUUUGUUUAGAAAGGGGUUUAUCAAUGGAACAGACCCAAAUCACGAAGAAUAUUGGGGAGAAGUUGUCGAUUGUGACCAAAAGAUGGUUGAAUUAGCUGCUGUUGGGUAUGCAUUGGUAUAUGUCCCAGAGCAUGUUUGGGAACCAUUACCAGAAGAGACCAAAAAAAAUCUUACCGAUUAUCUUCUCAAGGCCAGAAAACGUGAAUUCCGUCGUUGUAAUUGGAAAUUCUUCAGAGUGUUAAUUGACUUAGGUUUAGAUAGUGUUGGAGUUUUAUAUGACAGAAAAUUAACGGAAAAUCAUUUAGAAGAGUUAGACGAAAUGUACAUUGGGGACGGUUGGUAUGGAGAUGGUGAUAAAGCCAGUAUUGAUUACUACAACCCCUUCGCUUUACAUUUAUAUGGAUUAAUUUAUUACUUGGUAAGAAAAGACACUGAUCCAGAAAGAAGUCAAAGAUUUAAAGAUAGAGCCCUUCAUUUUGCAAAGCAAUAUCUCCAUUGGUUCGCUGAUGAUGGAGCUUCUAUUCCUUAUGGUAGAUCUAUGACAUACAGAUAUGCUGUCAUUUCUUUCUGGGGUAUUUUGCCAUUAAUAACUCAGUCGGACGAAGAGCCUGUUAUUCCUUGGGGUGUUUUGAAGGGUGUUUAUUUAAGAAACUUGAGAUGGUGGUCCAGGCAACCAGUCUCCAGAUUUAGGACCAACACCCUUUCUGUCGGGUUUGCAUAUCCUAAUCAAUUUAUGUGUGAGGCAUAUAAUUCACCACAAUCCCCAUACUGGGCUUUUAAGGCAUACAUCGCGUUAAUGGUUCCAGAGAAUCAUCCAUUUUGGGCUGCAAAAGAAGAACCAUUGGUUUUGGAAGAUGCUGCAUUAAAGGUUCCAGGUAUGCUUGUUUCACAUACCCCGGGUAACACCGUUGCAUUAAUAAGUGGCCCCUAUAAAACUUUCAACUUAAGAUAUCAAGCUGAAAAAUACAACAAGUUUGCCUACAGUACAAGGUAUGGUUUCUGUGUUGAAAAUAAUCCACGAGGAUUCAAGUUUGGCACUCUCGAUAAUAUGAUUGGUUUUAGUUUUUCAGGAAAUGAUUUCUAUGUUAGGCAAACCAAUAAGGCCUGGAUUUUUGACGGUGGAUUAUAUUCAGAAUGGUCACCUAUAACAGGAAUCCAUGUCAAGACAUGGAUUAUUCAAAAGGGUAACUCUCACAUCAGAGUACAUCAUAUCGAGAACAAGACUUCACAAACAGUUGAUUCGAUAGAAGGAGGUUUUGCUGUACCCUCGAUGAACGAACAGGGUAUUAAAACUGCUACUCAUCCUGGAUCUUCUGCAGUAGGGGAAGUAACAACAACUGAAGAUAUCAGCUUACUUGUCAACUUAUUGGAUGACAGAAAACCAAGGGUUACAGAACCAGAUCCAAAUGCUAGUUUGAUGGCGUCAAAGGUAAUUUUACCUCAAUUGACUGGAUCAAUCGAUGCCAAUUCAUCGGCCAAGUUUGCUUGUGCUGUUUAUGGUCAACCUGCAGCCGUAUCCUUCUCUAAAGAAAACUGGUUGCAAAGUUUGAAUAUCCCAAGUGAAGACGAAUUAAAAGGCUUUUCAUCAAAGGCAGUGAGAGUUGCUUGUAACGAUGUUUGA
Messenger RNA from Debaryomyces fabryi, 1872 nucleotides. Its product is annotated as DUF2264 domain-containing protein. NCBI's taxonomy places the organism in Eukaryota, Fungi, Ascomycota, Pichiomycetes, Serinales, Debaryomycetaceae. The transcript has a single exon. Bases 1 to 1872 code for a protein of 623 amino acids. The record is from RefSeq and is a predicted model, not a curated record.